This is a messenger RNA of Penicillium antarcticum, 2109 nucleotides long. Its product is annotated as Zn(II)2Cys6 transcription factor. Gene Ontology annotation, molecular function: DNA-binding transcription factor activity, RNA polymerase II-specific; zinc ion binding; DNA binding. Lineage: Eukaryota; Fungi; Ascomycota; Eurotiomycetes; Eurotiales; Aspergillaceae. The transcript is spliced from 5 exons. Bases 1 to 2109 code for a protein of 702 amino acids. The record is from RefSeq and is a predicted model, not a curated record. Gene Ontology annotation, biological process: regulation of DNA-templated transcription; DNA-templated transcription.
AUGAAUCCUGCGAAGCGCAAGCGAGGAGAGAAGAGGCGGGCUUCAUUGGCAAGCUGCGAGACCUGCCGAAAACAAAAGGAGAAAUGUGAAGGAGGUCCUCCAUGCUGGCGAUGUGAGCGCCUUGGUCGACCAUGUCGGUUUCAAGGACAAGAUAGUUCGAGUUUAUUGACACCGGGUGCCUCCGUUGUACCAGUUGCGUCUGUUCCAAGAGAGGAUACCCAGCGAGUACGAAGUCUUGAGCAUAUUGUUCAGCACUUCCUCGGAGACGUGCCUCUAGACGAGGCGAAUCUUUCCCGAAUCGCCGAAAGAUUGCAAGACAAGACAUCAAGUUCGAACCAGCCUGAGGGUUCCCUGGACGUGAACGAGUCAUUCGAUGUCCAUUUUGUGUCGAGUAACGUAGCGCAUUACUCUGGAGAAUUCUCGCAUUGGAACUUUUCGCAAAAGAUACGUCGCAAAAUGAGCUGCCAGAUUGAUCAGCUUGAUACCAGUGUCAAAGAAUACUGGCGUCCAACACAGCUUCAAUCAUCCCCUGAAGAUAUUAGGAAUUGUAUGAAUCAGCUACCACCGAGAGCUAUUGCCGACUUUCUGGUCACGAUGUUCUUUAAAUACGCGGAGGUCAAUUCCUUCUACAUGGAGCGAAGGUGGAUCGAGGAAAAAGUGAGCCUUUGCUAUGACCAUGCCACAAAUUACAGUGCCAAUGACUUUCCAUGGGUGUGUUCUGUAUUUGCUGUCCUCGCUAUCGGUACUCAGGUGGCACACAUGGAAGAUGAAAAGCCAAAGCUAGAUUCCGAAAUAGCUGAUGAGCUGAGUCUUUGCUCUGAAGACUCGGUCGGGCUUGUCUUCUACCACGUGGCCUGCAAACUCAUUCCAGACGUGCUUUUAGUUGCAUCUCAUGAGAGCGUGCAGGUAUUCCUACUUCUUGCCACAUACUCGUUACCUGUUUCGACUGGUGGUCUGGCAUACACUUAUUACGGUCUGGCGAUGAAGAUGGCCAUACAAAAUGGCAUGCAUCGCAAAUACGUUGGUGGAGAUAUUGAUGAUCGAACAAUUGAAACAAGAAAUCGUUUAUUCUGGUCUGCAUAUACUGUGGAGAAGUAUGUUAGUAUUAUGCAUGGGCGGCCCCUAUCUAUAGCUCGAUCCGAGAUCAAUGCCGAUCAUCCAACAGACUACCCUACAUUCGAAUCACCGCGGUUUGCAAAUCUGACUGCCUUUCAUACCUUGAUUUCAUACCUGGGCGAAGUCGCCGAAACUUUUAGAUCACAAUUCAAGAGAUGCCCCAAGAGGCUCCUCUCCGAGUACUCCGAGCGACUGCUCCGCCUAAGGACCGGCAUCAAGCAGUGGUGGGACACUCUACCUGCUACGAUAGAAUGUCGAGAUCUUUGCUCCCAAGGCCCGCUUUUCCGACAAAACUCACAUCUACGACUUUGCUACUUACUCAUAUACGUUUACAUGGGCCGCCCGUUCAUAUUUGUCGACAAGAAGGAUCCUCAUAGCGAAAACGUGCCAGGUGCAAAUAAUGAUGCAGGCCAAGCACGCCGAUCGGUCUUAGUGGAUGACUGCGUAUCUAGCGCAUUGGACAUUCUCAAUACUCUGCAAUCUCUAUCAGACCACGUGGGUCUUUGCCGAGCCUCCUAUAACGAGUUCGGAGCUUGUCGGGCUGCUCUUCUCGUAAUUCUUGCGGAAAGACUUAACUCAGGCAAGUCUCCAAGGCUACAAGAUGGACUACAGCGCGGCAUGGGUCUGAUACGUCAAAUGAUUGGAGGGAGCUCUUCCCAGUCGGAGAUAUCGUACAUCGAGUCUAUCGAAGCGGCUAUCAGUCAGCUCCUUGAGGUCCCGGAAGGGGAUGUCGCUUCUCAAUCAAUCACAGAACAAAGCACCGUGUCUGCAUAUGCAAAGUUCAAGGACUGGACGCAAUCAUUGAAGAAAGAUAAGGGCGCAGUCGGUAGCAAUCUGGAGCUAUCAUCUUUCAGUCCACUUUCGCAUCUUACCCCUGGCACCGACAGCUUCACAAAUCCCGAUCUCAAUGAUAUGACUGGGUUCUUCAAUCCUGAUUGGCCAAACAACGAUAUGGAAUUUGAUACGAAUAUUCUCUCGCUGUUGUCAAAAUAA